UCUGUAACUUGGGAUGAUAUUGCUGGUUUGGCCUAUGCAAAGAAAUCAGUGCAGGAGGCUGUUAUUUGGCCCCUAAUGAGACCAGAUUUAUUUACAGGAUUAAGAAAGCCUCCAAAGGGACUUUUAUUAUUUGGACCACCUGGUACUGGUAAGACACUGAUUGGUAAGGCUAUUGCUCAUGAGAGUGGAUCAACCUUCUUUUCCAUUUCUGCAUCCAGUUUAACCAGUAAAUGGGUUGGUGAAGGUGAAAAAUUGGUGAAAACACUAUUUUCUCUGGCUAGAUAUUUCCAACCUUCUGUUGUUUUUAUUGAUGAAAUUGACAGUUUACUUUCUCAAAGAAGUGAUGGAGAUGCUGACAAUGGAUCUAGAAGACUCAAAACAGAAUUUUUAGUUCAAUUGGAUGGUGCUUCUACAAAUGAUGACCAAGAUAGAAUUUUGAUUGUGGGUGCAACCAAUAGACCAGAAGAAAUUGACGAAGCUGUCAGAAGAAGAAUGGGCAAGAGAUUGUACAUUCCUCUUCCAUCUAAGGAGGGUAGAAAGGAAAUGUUUUUGAGACUUCUCGCCAAGAAUCCUAAUACACUCUCUGAUGAAGAAAUGGAAAAGUUAGUAGAACUCACUGAUGGUUAUUCGGGUUCUGAUAUCAAAAAUCUUUGUGCUGAAGCUUCUAUGUUCUCAGUUAGAGAUCUUGGAUCAUUUAUUAAGCAUGCGUCAGCUGAUCAAUUGAGGCCAAUUGAGUUUAAGGAUUGUAGAUCAGCCCUUAAAUCAAUUCGUCCUUCUGUAGCACAAAGUGAUCUAGAUAGAUAUAUUGAAUGGAAUAGAACAUUUGGUUCU
This is a messenger RNA of Naegleria gruberi, 831 nucleotides long. RefSeq lists its product as uncharacterized. The record is from RefSeq and is a predicted model, not a curated record. Gene Ontology annotation, molecular function: ATP hydrolysis activity; ATP binding. The annotation marks the transcript as partial. Lineage: Eukaryota; Heterolobosea; Eutetramitea; Acrasida; Naegleriidae. The transcript has 2 exons.